UCCCAUUGGGCUCUUUUCUCUCUAUCAAACCCAAGUCUGCGUUUCUGCUUCGCCUAGUCUUCGAUCACCGUCUCAGUCUUCUUUCUUCGACGCAGACGUAGCCAUGGUUCUUCUACAGCCAGAUCCGUUCCUUAGUGAACUUACCAGCAUGUUUGAGAAAAGCACUGAGAAAGGGUCUGUUUGGGUUACCUUCAAAAGAUCAUCUUUGAAGUCCAAGGUACAGAGGAAUAAAAUGAAAACUGCUGGUCAAGCAAUUGACUACCGAUGCCUUAUCCGUGCAACAUAUGGGAACAAGACAAUAUCUACUUCGGUUGGAGCAAAGGAACAUCAGCGAUUUCAAGCUUCUUAUGCAACUGUCCUUAAGGCUCACAUGACUGCUCUAAAGAAGCGGGAGAGGAAGGAUAAGAAAAAGGCUGCGGAGAAGAAAAAAGGGGGUGCAAAGAAGGCCAAGACAGAUCCCAUGGUCAUAGCCUAAUGCCUACACUUGAUUUUUGAUUAAAUUAUUGUUGCGGAAAAACUCUUCUAGGACUUUUCAAAUAGAUAUGGGGAAAAAAAAAUUCCAGGGAUUGUACAUAAUGGCUUUUUGAUAAUAUGUCAUUCCUGCUGGAUAUGGUCUUGGUCUUUUGUUAUAAUGAUAUUUUCUUUUUAGCUUUGGAUGGUAAAUGCAAUGUUUGCAUGGAUUGAUGUCUAAA
Molecule: messenger RNA, 692 nt
Organism: Rosa chinensis
Lineage: Eukaryota; Viridiplantae; Streptophyta; Magnoliopsida; Rosales; Rosaceae
Product: signal recognition particle 14 kDa protein
Exons: 4
Coding region: 104-475 (123 amino acids)
Biological process (GO): SRP-dependent cotranslational protein targeting to membrane
Cellular component (GO): signal recognition particle, endoplasmic reticulum targeting
Molecular function (GO): 7S RNA binding; endoplasmic reticulum signal sequence receptor activity
Source: RefSeq, a predicted model, not a curated record